Molecule: messenger RNA, 2486 nt
Organism: Lotus japonicus
Lineage: Eukaryota; Viridiplantae; Streptophyta; Magnoliopsida; Fabales; Fabaceae
Product: glycosyltransferase family 92 protein RCOM_0530710
Exons: 1
Coding region: 218-1999 (593 amino acids)
Source: RefSeq, a predicted model, not a curated record
CACUUCACUCCCCUCUCUAUUUACAAACCAAAUUAACACUCGAUCACUUUAUAUUUAUAGAAUGAAUGAUUUGAUUCUCAUAUAGUAUUAAUAUAUAGGAGUAGGACAAUAAUCAUAAUUUAUUUUAUUCUCCAAUUAAUCCCUAUCCUUUUUUUUAUUUUCUCCGCCCCAACAUUAAUGACCUUUCCAUUCUAAUUCCAUUCCAAAUCCAAAUCCAAUGUUAUCAAUAUUUAAUCAAAAAUUUAUUCAAACAUUGUUUACCUGUAACCGUCCCCGCCUAACCAUGCGACGCCGCACCACCUUCCUCCUCUCUCUACUCGCCAUUCUCCUCUUCGCUACCUUUUCCCUUCACCUCUCUCGCAACGCCAUCUCCACUUCGCAACCCUAUUCCUACCUCCACAACGCCAACUUCAACACCAACGAAAACGUCGCCGCCGUUCGCGACAUCGUCAACCACCAAACACGCCGCGUCUCCUCCGUCAAGGCCUCCCCCUCCACCACCGUCUCCGUUCUGCUUCCCGAUUGGGAGAUUCUAGUCCUCGUCUCACCAAACACGCACUCAUCCUCUUCCCCCGACGAUCACCGCUACUGCCUUUUCCCCAACAAUGCCAGGUCUCCGGCCAGUUACUCCGGCGUCUUACCAUUCACCAACCGUACCACGUUCAAGUGCGACCUGCCGGAAUCAGUUCGCCGCCGCCGCGUCUUCCCGCAGCCUAUGCUAGUCUCCGGAACACCAGAGACUGAAUCGCCGGUUAGUUCUCCGGCGCCGGAGCUCAUGAGAUGGAACUUUCUCGUCUACGAGUCUUUCUCAACGGACGACGACGUCGUUGUAUUCGCCAAAGGAGUGAACCACCGCCAAGGCUACGACAGAUCCCUGAACGAGCUCCGCUGCGUCUUCAAACUAGCAGACGGCGGAGACAGCAUCAACACCGCCGUCACGAGCUCCGCUCAAGAGGUUUUCCGAUGCGCGCACCCCGAUUUGGAUUUGAAUUCCGAUCACGCCUUGUCUGAAAACGGCAACAGAAUCAGAAUUUCAAUUUCCCUCGAGAUUAUUGGCGAAAAUCUCGUGAUUCCCUCCAUUGCAUAUUACAGGCCCAGGCCCAGUCGAGAGGCCCAAGCCCAGGCCCAGCCCAAACAUUUCUUGUGUGCUUGCACGAUGGUUUACAACGUAGCGAAAUUCUUACGCGAAUGGGUGAUGUACCACACGAAAGUGGGAGUGGAGAAUUUCAUACUGUACGAUAACGGCAGCGACGAUGACUUCGCCGGCGAGGUGAAGAAUCUCCGAUCGGAGGGUUACAACAUCACCACAUUGCUCUGGAUUUGGCCCAAGACGCAGGAAGCUGGAUUUUCACACAGUGUUGUUUACUCCAAGGCGAAGGGACUAUGCAAUUGGAUAAUGUACGUGGAUGUUGACGAAUUCGUGUAUUCUCCGGCUUGGAGAAUUGGAGAUGAAUCUCCGAUUUCAUCUCCAUCGUUGAAAUCGAUGCUGGUAGGAAGUGAGGAUGAGAAUGGGAAUGGGAUUAGGGUUGGACAAGUGUCGAUGCGGUGUCUGGAAUUCGGACCGUCGGGUCAGCGGUUACACCCGGCGGAAGGGGUAACACGAGGGUACACGUGUCGGCGGAAGGUGGAGCGGAGGCACAAGUCGAUUGUGCUGGUGGAGGCGGUGGAUCGGGGGUUGAGGAACGUGGUGCAUCAUUUCGAGGUGAAGGAAGGGUUGAAGUGGAAGCAGGUUCGGGUGGAGGAAAUGUUGGUGAAUCAUUACAAGUAUCAGGCUUGGGAUGAGUUCAAGAGCAAGUUUAGAAGGAGGGUUUCUGCGUAUGUUGUGGAUUGGAAGAAGAAUGUGAACCUGGGUUCGAAGGAUAGAACACCUGGGUUGGGAUUUGAGGCAGUGGAACCUGAAGAUUGGGCUAACAAGUUCUGUGAGGUUAGAGAUGAAAGGUUGAAAUUGUUGACACAAGCUUGGUUUGGAUCCUACAACAACGCCUCCUCAAGGUUAUAGUAUAGAGAUGGAACUUUUUUACUUUUUUUUUGUUUUGAUUCAAAUGUUGGUUAGUUCAUUGGUUGAUUGGUAUUAUUACAGUUUACAGGACAGUUACAAAUAUAGAUCUUUCGGAGGGGUAAAAAGGGGGACUGAUUUUGACUCGAAUAGAAUUCUUGUUCUCUUCAUUAUUAUAAUCCCUAAUUCCCUAUUUUUUUGUCUUCAUUAUUGGCUAGAAAGUGAAGUAAGUGACCCUCUUCAAUGAUACAUCACCAAUUGGCAAUGUCAUUUUGACAUGCUAUUUUUUUAUUAGAAUCAAAAGCUUAUGAGACAUCAUACAUGUAAGUUGGGUAGAGAGUUAUGUUACAUAUAAUGGCCUUAUUCUUUUUUAAGCAAAAUGGUCUCUCUAUUGGAGGAAGAAUGUGAUCCCAACAACAACAACAACAAAAUAACAUUUAUUUACUCAUACAAAGAAAAGUGUAAUUUGUAUUUUGAAUAGUAACCCCUA